GAUCGGACAACGAUGCUACCAGACUGCGGCCCGGACAGACUCCAGAGCGACACUGCCAAACUACUGGAUGUGCACACGGCGAAGCGCCGGGAAGGAGUGCACGCGGCACAGAAGGCGGUGGCGCAAUUCUUUUUGACGCUGCCGCAGUGGAUGCACGGCUUUGGCAAGCCGGAGACGUUGCAGACCAUUGGCCGCCGGUUUCAUGGCUUUGUGCAGUCUGUGUUGAAGGACAAAGUGAAUUCAACAGCCGCGAUGGCAGUUCGCCAGUACCUCGGGAAUUGCGUGUUCUACCCGUUCGUGGUGCUCCUGGAGGCGACGGCGAAAGCAACCGCCCUGCCAGCCGUCUUCUUGCAGGACUGCGCUGGGGCUGUCAUGAUGAGCGCCGUCAACAAGGAGUGCGAAGUCCACAUGGGGCGGUACAAUAUGCAGAAACCGCUGGCCGUGGACAUGCCCAUGGAGUGCAUGAUCGAGGCGAUGGGCGACGUCGGCGGGCAAUGCACUGUGGGGGCCCAAGCAGAUCGGUAUCAGUACCAGCAAGGAGGAACGAAUGCGUCCGCAGUGGACCGCUUCCGCUUCUGCGACGGAUAUCUUGCCAUCGUUUGCUCAAAGACGUCUCGCAUCCUCGCGCCGGGCCAGGCAAAGGGCCCCCCCGUCGACGAGGGCAAGUACAUCGACAUUACGAAGUUCCUGGACGCGGCACACGGCGCUGAGUUCAGCCACCAGAACAUGCGGCAACGGGAAGUUUUUGCGAAGCAGGCGGCGAAGAAGCACAAGCACCCGCAUGAUGCAGCCACGCCCCCUGCGGGCGUUCACAUGAAGAAGACGAACAUGCACGUGAUACUCAUGCAGCAGGAGGUCAUUUUCAUGGAUUGGUGGUGUCCAGUGGGAGCUCCGCAGCGGUGCAUGCUUUCCUUCGCGGCCGUUGCGGGGCGCGCUCAGAUGAUGCACAAGAACUUUCAUCUCGACUUGACGGUGCCUUUUCUGACUCAGCUGUACUCUCUGCUCUUGCGCAGCGUGGGCCCGAAAGUGGUGGGGAAGCUGGACCACUUCAAAAUUCAAUGCUCUGACGCGCAGGACAAGGUCGUGGAGGACGUCGACGAGAUCCUGCAAAUGUUCAAAAACGAGAUGCCCAUCAGCAGGAAGUGCAUGAAGGAAGGGCUACCGAAAGGCAUGUAUUGGCUUGGCACGAUGCUCAUGUCCAACCACUUGUUGGAACAAUUGUGCCCGGCUGUCUUCGGGAACUUCGCCAUGGAUCCAGAGUGCGCGGAGAGGUUGAAUGGGAAGGUCCCAAAGGUGUCCACGUCAAUCUCGGACGGGGCCUUCGUCGCCUCGGUGAAUGCCGUGUGCCACAAAUAUUUGUACGGCCUAGCCGUUCUCGCAGUGUCCGUCGAAGAGAAAGUCUGGCUCGGGCGCCGCGCGGAGCCGGAAGGGAUGUCGGAGCAGACGCGCCUUCUGGUGCGCGCGCUGCGCGCCACGCCGAACUCCUCCAUCACGCUGGCGCUGAGGGUAGCUCAGCGCGUGCUCACAGGUUUGCAGGAGAUGGGGUUCGGUGUCUUGGGCACAAUGGAAGAUGGGAGUUGGUUCCUCAGGAAGUAUGACCUUUCGAGUCUCGGUGCUAGUCAUACGUUUCUGAGGGACCAUCGGAUACCAGCCUGGCUCUUUGGGGAGCCGACGAACGGCCACCCCGCAGACUGUCGCGAAGCGCCCCGCAAGGACGGCGCGGUCGAGACGGCGGCGGCUGCGAGAGAGCAGAAGGACAGCAAGCCUGCCGCGAAUAUUGGGGAGACGGGGGCGGGGAAGUGCGCCGCGGCAGCGCCAGAGGCGCCGCGCCGAAGCAGCGUGGCCAAACUGAUUUCAAGAGAGGCGGGUGCUCCUGCGGUGCCGCCGCCGCCUGCGUCGAUAGAGCCGCCCGUUCUGAUGAUGGUAGAAGGGCACCCUCGCGUCCUACUGCCGCGUGACCGCCCCGCCACGACGAAGGAGGCCCGGGACCGCGUGUGCGGAGCGAUGCAGGUGCUAGGAGCGACUGCCGAAGUGAAGGAUGUGAAGCCCAUUGAUACGUCGAGGUGCGUCAGGGCGAAGGCCACUUGCAGAGGUACUCGGGACGUCGCUUGCCCAGUUAUUUGGAAUGUCGAACGCUUCGCGCACGCCGCCAACCCAUGUGAGCGCAUCUUAGAUGAGUUGCGCCUGACCGCUCGGGGCCCGGUAGGGGCGGCGGACUACACGUACUAUAAGUUUCCGGAAGCGGGCCUAGACGCCCACGCCGAGCUGCUCGUGCAAGUCCGUGAACACAGCCACAGUGCGGAUGCAGACGCGAACUCUGGCAAUAUAUGGAGCCCAGACGUCGAGGUGGCAGCGCAGAGAUGGAUGCGGGAGGUAGCGAAACCCUCGCGCCAGGGUCUGCAAACGUAUUUGGUCAGUCAGAAGUUCCAAAACCUUCCGCACAUCGACAGGAUUGGCGGCUGGCUGAAAAGAUUUCAGCUGAAACUAAAGGCAGAGAAAACGAAGGGUGGAGAGGACGUGGAUAAAGCAGCAGGCGCUGGCAUGUUGAAUUUCGCAGAGGCGAAGACUUUGGAAGAGUGGAGAAACCCAAAAAAGAUCGCACCGACCACUUUGCAGAUUCGAAUCCCACCAGUUCCAACCAUGGCGGGGCGACUGUGCAUCUGUUUUAGUUGCGACAAGAUGGUGGAGGUGCUGACGCGGUAUGGCGACUUCGCGCUGCACCUGGGCGUGGACGUGAAGCAGGGGGCUAUGUCGGGGCAGGCGGGCGCGGCCACGAUCAGCUUGCAGGCAAAAGACAAGCUCCGCGGCACCACGUUCACAAAGGGAGACGGUGCGGUCCAAGGGCGAGUGCAGGGCAGGGCGUGCACGACGCACGGAGUGCCGCUCCUGCAGGCUAUCUUUAACACAGAAGAGGCUCAGAAUUCAAUCGAUUUCUUUCGUUGCCUGGGGAUCGUGCGCGACAGCGCCAUCCGCGACCGAUCCUUGCGAGAUCGCGUCGUCGCAGUGCACAGUGAUGUCGCGCCUGGCAUUGAGGCAGCCAGGAAAGUUGUGUUCCCGAAGUCUCAACCUGCGAAAGACCAAUUCCAUUUCGCCCAACACACAGGCUUAAAGACUACAGCAAGCGGAACUCUCGCGAAGAAGAUGAAGCAUCGCAGGCCUGCUGGCCAGACGGGCAGCUACGAGCUCACCAACCUCGGCUGGACUGUGGCAACCCUCAACGCAUUGCGGCGGAUCCCAACGCUGGACUGUGCUUCCACGCUGUAUGAGGGCUUCCUGGCGCGCUUAGAGCAUGAGUUCGACGAGCAGGAAGCCGCCGCCUACUUGGGCCCGAAAAGUCGCGGCCCGCAGAAGUAUACCAUUCGGGCGACAGCGCGGGGAAUGAGAGAGGAGUACGACCUGCGAUGCUACAACGAGGACGAGUCCACGACAAUGUUGUUCUGCCCGAACUGGUCGGGCACGGGCGUGCUGACGGCUGGCUACGAGGGGAGCCAGACGAUGCUGAAGGAGGUCGCAGUACUGGCCGCAAAGUACUCGCCCCUCAGGAUCCUACAGCAAAUGCAAUACCUGUACGACACUUCUUUCGGGAAGUGGUAUUUGUGGGACGAGGGCCCCGACGACAAAAUGCAGCUGCGCCCGCCCGCGUCGGACCCCGCUUAUUUGAAUGGGGCAUCUCUGAUCGCUGCCGGCAGAUCUCAUGCUCAAGCAUUGUGGGAAGCGUCUCAGACGGAGACAGUGCACGCCGUGGUUCUGGAGGGAGCAGGAAAAGCGCCCAAGCACUUCGACAUCAACGUGAUGCAAGUUGUCGCUGUGGUCAUGAACGUGAAGACGAAGCUCGUGGUGGAAGAUACCGAGCAUGGGGCAGGUGCAUUGUUCUCCUCUGGUCUUGAGUUACAGCAUCGCCUCGAGGCGGCUGGCGUCCUAACACAAUGCAGUCGGCCAUCGAACAGGAGGCGCAAGUAUCUCGGCACGCAGGUGGGCCGCGUGAACGCCGUGUUCAACGACAUUGCUUACGUCAUACUUUCUUCUGAUACCCGCAUUUUCCGCGCCUGCGCGCGCAGCGCUGCGUGCACGUGCAAAUGGUUACGUCGCCACGCCGGGUGCGAGCACGUGGAGUAUGCAUCGAUGCUCGCGCUGCGCUUGCAGAAGCAGCCAAAGUACCCGAACCCUCAGGAGCUGCCCCG
Prorocentrum cordatum is the source of this 4181-nucleotide messenger RNA. The record is from the annotation of a GenBank genome assembly. Lineage: Eukaryota; Dinophyceae; Prorocentrales; Prorocentraceae.